GAUGAUCGCAUUUUCAGUAGCCAGUGAAACGCGUUGCUUGAAACACGCAUACGCCAUGAAAGCCCGACUUCGUAUUGCAGUGCAUCUCAUCGUGUUGCUGUUGCUUGCCGUGGCCACAACCCAAGCCAGAAAUCAAGAUGACAAUGAACUAGAAGUGGUCUUAGAUGAUAACGCAGGUAAGGAGACGGAGCAAUACCCAACGGAGGCCACGAGUGAAGCCUCAACGGAGCGCGUCAACAAGAUGCGCUUGGUCAACAUUAUGAGCCUACAAGAGUAUUGCGAAAUAAAGCAGGGAAAAGCACUGUGUAAAGGAUUUCACUUUGAUGAUCCGGAGGAAUUGGGCUUCUUCGAUCUGGCAACACAGGUACGCAUAGCGUCAGAUGGUGCCACCUAUGAGCUGGGAGCCAAACAACCUCUGAGCACACUCAUCAUGGAAAACUCGACAUUUGUGAAUUUUCCGCUGCAUUUGUUCUACGAACUGCCGCUGCUGAGCGAGCUGGAUAUGCGGCAUUGUCGCAUGCAACACGUUAGCUGGGAAUGUUUUGUGGCUGCGGACAAAUUGAAGAUUAUGCUGAUCUCUGACAACGCCAUCACCGAGCUCGAAGAACGCGUUUUCACCUACGCGAGUGGACUGGAAUUUCUAUUCUUAAAUAACAAUCAGCUGAAUCGCCUGCAUGCGGAUGCGUUCAAGGGUCUGCGGCAGCUGCGACAUCUCGACUUGAGCGGCAAUCAGCUAGAGGAACUGCCGGAAGGUCUGUUCGCCGAUCUAAGAAUGCUCCAUCACCUAACGAUCGCAGAUAAUCGUUUACGCUUUAUCAGCAGCGAGAUGCUGGCACAAAACGAACGCCUCCAGACAGUCAUUUUGCAGGGGAAUCAGUUACGACAGCUGGGCGAAUACGCUUUCAGCUCGGCACCCCAGCUGCUCGCACUGGACGUAUCGCACAAUGAGCCACUGGAGGUGCUCGUGCUUAACCUCAACGCGGGUCACUUGUUGGCCUGCAAUUGUUCGCUUCAUCGCGUGAAUAUCUUUGGUGCCGUCACGAAUGUCGAUUUGGGUGAUAAUCGCGUGCAGGAGCUAUACUUCUCGGCCUCGGAGGCACUGGAGGAUCUAGUGUUACGCAAUAAUUCGCUGGUGCAGCUGGCAACGCUCUCGCAAGUGCCUCGACUACGACGCUUGAAUGUAGCGAACAAUCCCAAAUUACGCGAACUGCCUAGCGAGUGGGAAACUCCACAAUUGGAAAGAUUGGACUUGAGCAACACGGGUCUGGAGCAAUUGCCGCACGCGGUAUUACGUGGCAUGCCGCAAUUGCGGAAGCUAAAUGUUUCAGUUAACAAUAUCAGCGAAAUUAAUCCACAGGAUUUUCAGUACUUGUCGCAGCUAACACACUUCUUCAUACAAGCAAACAACUGGAACUGCUACAAUCUAAAGAUGGUAAUGGAUAUGCUCAUACUGGAGCAUGGCAUUACCUAUGUGCCGGACAGAGUGGAUGCAGAGUUUCCGGGUAGCUAUAUUAAUGGCAUUGCUUGCAUGUACCGCUUGCCCGAGCGGGAGCAGCUACAAGUGGAGUCAAUCUCGGAUGAUCUAUCAUUGGCCUCCUCCGUCUCCUCCUCAUCGGCUAGCAUGGAAUACAGAGAGCCCAGCGAAGUGGAGAAAUUGCGCAAGGAAUUUAAGUCUGUGGUCCAGCACAUGGAGAGCAAGUUCGAUAGUGUCUAUGCGCAACUAAAUAAUCUAAAUGCCAAAAUGAGAAGUUUGGAGCAGAUAAACAGUACUUUGUGGAGCCAGAUGACAAUUACUGUAUGAAUGUCAAAUUAAUUUGAAUAUAUUUCUGAAAAUAUAUUUCAGAAUUUCUUUUCCAAAUUGUAUUUCGCCGAAUCGUGCUAAUAUUUAAUAAAGUUAUAACUGUAC
Messenger RNA from Drosophila hydei, 1906 nucleotides. RefSeq names its product insulin-like growth factor-binding protein complex acid labile subunit (gene cDIP). The record is from RefSeq and is a predicted model, not a curated record. Bases 2 to 1801 code for a protein of 599 amino acids. The transcript has 2 exons. Gene Ontology annotation, cellular component: extracellular matrix. Gene Ontology annotation, molecular function: protein binding. NCBI's taxonomy places the organism in Eukaryota, Metazoa, Arthropoda, Insecta, Diptera, Drosophilidae.